Molecule: messenger RNA, 1302 nt
Organism: Teleopsis dalmanni
Lineage: Eukaryota; Metazoa; Arthropoda; Insecta; Diptera; Diopsidae
Exons: 1
Coding region: 1-1302 (433 amino acids)
Source: RefSeq, a predicted model, not a curated record
AUGUGCUUAGCUGUAGCAACGGCUUUUGCCAUUGAUACACCAUCAAAUGAAUAUCUACCACCAGUUGCAGUUGCUCCUGUUGAGGAAGCACAAAUAGUGUUAGAACCACAAGAAUCAGCUGCACUUGCUGAUGAUGGAUAUCGUUAUAAGGUUGUACGUCGCGUAAAAUAUCGUCAACGUCGCGAUGUCAAUGAGUUACCUUCCAAUGAAUAUCUACCACCAGUUGCAAGUGCACCUCUUGAGGAAGCACAAAUUGUGGUAGAACCACAAGAAUCAGCUGCACUUGCUGAUGAUGGAUAUCGUUAUAAGGUUGUACGUCGAGUAAAAUAUCGUCAACGUCGCGAUGUCAAUGAGUUACCUUCCAAUGAAUAUCUACCACCAGUUGUAAGUGCACCUCUUGAGGAAGCACAAAUUGUGGUAGAACCACAAGAAUCAGCUGCACUUGCUGAUGAUGGAUAUCGUUAUAAGGUUGUACGUCGCGUAAAAUAUCGUCAACGUCGCGAUGUCAAUGAGUUACCUUCCAAUGAAUAUCUACCACCAGUUGCAAGUGCACCUCUUGAGGAAGCACAAAUUGUGGUAGAACCACAAGAAUCAGCUGCACUUGCUGAUGAUGGAUAUCGUUAUAAGGUUGUACGUCGAGUAAAAUAUCGUCAACGUCGCGAUGUCAAUGAGUUACCUUCCAAUGAAUAUCUACCACCAGUUGUAAGUGCACCUCUUGAGGAAGCACAAAUUGUGGUAGAACCACAAGAAUCAGCUGCACUUGCUGUUGAUGGAUAUCGUUAUAAGGUUGUACGUCGAGUAAAAUAUCGUCAACGUCGUGAUGUCAAUGAGCUACCAUCCAAUGAAUAUCUACCACCAGUUGCAAGUGCACCUCUUAAGGAAGCACAAAUUGUGGUAGAACCACAAGAAUCAGCUGCACUUGCUGAUGAUGGCUAUCGUUAUAAGGUUGUACGUCGAGUAAAAUAUCGUCAACGUCGUGAUGUCAAUGAGUUACCUUCCAAUGAAUAUCUACCACCAGUUGCAAGUGCACCUCUUGAGGAAGCACAAAUUGUGGUAGAACCACAAGAAUCAGCUGCACUUGCUGAUGAUGGAUAUCGCUAUAAGGUAGUACGUCGAGUAAAAUAUCGUCAACGUCGUGAUGUCAAUGAGUUACCUUCCAAUGAGUAUCUACCACCAGUUGCUAGUGCACCUCUGGAGGAAGCACAAAUUGUGGUAGAACCACAAGAAUCAGCUGCACUUGCUGAUGAUGGAUAUCGCUAUAAGGUAGUGCGCCGCUUAAAAUAUCGUCAAAGACGAGUUUAA